Molecule: messenger RNA, 5462 nt
Organism: Porites lobata
Lineage: Eukaryota; Metazoa; Cnidaria; Anthozoa; Scleractinia; Poritidae
Source: the annotation of a GenBank genome assembly
AUGGCGAUCUCUUGCAGUUCCUUCAAAGUUUUAGUUUUCUUCUGUUGCGGUAAGUCAUGCAUAAUCAACUAAGGGUCAAAUGAACAGAUUUAAAAGAUUUAAGCGCAUAGCUUUUCAAAAUAUAACUGCUAAAGAACAUUGCAUUAACUCAGAUUUGCGAAUUGAAGCUCCGACUACUGUUAUACAAACUAUGCGGGGAUUACUCGAUCCCGAAAGGUUUAUUUUCCCUUUUUUGACCCGGGAAGUUCCUUUCCUCUGAGCAGAACCGCUCCUAACGAACUUCCACAACUGAGCUCAAUUGCUAUGCGUCCACAACAAGGAAUCAGUGCUCUGGGCUGUUUUAUGUUCAAUGAAGAAUAUUUCGUACGGAAAAAAUACCGACAGGAAAAUAGAACGAUGUGGAUGCAAUCGAAAGUGAAGUAACUUCUUCGACAGUCAUUACAUCCUUUCCUUUUUCGGAGUUAUCUGCACCUACUUGUGCAUAAUAAUGGCUAGGGAGCGACGUAUCCCUAAUCUAUAUUUGAACUGAUUAAUGUCUCGUGCAGUCAGAUUUUCUUCUUUUCGUAGUUGUCUCUGAAAUGAUUUCCAAUCCGGUAUCCAUGUGUGUUAAAGAGGGAAUUUUUACUUUUGGCGAGCUUGCAUAAAAUUCCUUUAAUCGUCAGCAUCACACAUUGCAAAAGUUGUGAAGUUUCAUAUAUGCAGUCCUUGGUAGAGGCAUCCUUUAAGGUGUUUGGGACGAAUUAUUCCCAUUUUUAGCCUUUUUAAAGUUUAUAUUUAACUUCAUUUCCUGGUUAGUUAUUUCAGUAGCACUGCACAGUCACUCACUUAUUGACCAUGUUGAAUUUUAAGUAUAACAUCAAUGAUGCAUUUUCUUGUAAAUAUCGCAGACUCGGUGUGCAAUAUCGCGGAGUGAAGCGAUAAUCUAUAGCUUUACGCACGGUCAUUUCAGCUAUCUAGAUCUGUAAAGCAAUAUUCUUUUUCAGGGUAGCUUUAUCCCCAUUAGUGAGAAAAUGGUCAUGAUUGAAAUGUUUCAGCCAUUACUAGGAUUGCAUCUAUUCCCCCCCCCCCCCCCCCUAAAGAUCUUUCUGUUUUCAGUUCCAAUAUUAUGCCACUAUAAAGAAAGACGUCAUCGAUAUUUAAAGAAGGAACUCACGCAAAGAAACCAGUUUUAAGCAAAUCUAUUUUUGUUGCAUUUAUCAGUGGAACCUUGAUCUAUUAAAGUUUCUGUGAUGAGUUGGUUUUACUUUAAAAUUAAUAAGAGAUUGCAGUGGGACAAUAGUUUGUGUCAGUUGAACACAGGGCUUCAUGCACUGAAAUUUCCAUUAAUGCGACAAGGGGUGGUCAAUAAAUAGAACUUAUCCGUAAUUUUCAAUUUAUUUGCAAAAUCACUGACUUUGUUUACAACUGUCAAAGGAGUCGUCCAAGACUCAUAUUGUAUUAAAUAAAAUCCAGCAUUUUUUUUACAUAAAACUCGAGGUUUUCUUUCAUUUCACUUCAGUUACACUCUGCAAGUACAUGCACCAUUUUUUUUCACUGUCUUCCUAUUUGGUGCCAAUAUGUCUAGAGGAAAAGCUGAAAGCCACUUAGCCCAAAUUUUGUUCAAAUUUACGGCUUAUGCAAUGAUUGGCAGCGAGAAGUUAAACGUUUAAGAGAGAGCACUCUUUGAAAAAUUUCAAAUGACAAGAGUUUAAUUGAAGAGGAUUUUUUCUUUCUUUCAUUCAACAGCACUUUUUUUCUUGUGCGUCGCUGAUGAAGUGAAUAAAAAAGACGACAACACGAAAACAAUUCGUGACGAUGAUGUCAAGGUCAAAAUUCAUGGUGCUUCUGGAAAAAUCAAGAUUGCUCGGGCCGAGAAGGACGACAAAGAUGAUGAUAAAGACGGCAAAGAUGAUGAUAAAGACGACAAGGAUUCGAAAGAUAGUGAUACCCCAGAUAAGACCGACGAUGUUGACGUAGAGGUUAAAGAUAGUGUAGAAAAAAAGGACAGCGACAGCGAUAAAGAUGACAAAGACACGGACGAUGAUAAAGAUGAUGAUGACUUUGAAGACACCAACGAUGAUUUGCUGACUUUUGAACUUGAUGACAUUAAAGAGAAAGAUGACAAUGAUAAUGAUGUGGCCGACGACAAGCAUUCAGUGGAUUCUCUCAAGGAUGUACAGUUUCAAUUUUCUCCUGUACAGACAAACGACAGAUCCUUCGGAAUCCCGGCCAUCAAUGUGAACCUGACAGGCCGACUUGAAGAUACCGAUGCCAACGUUCAGAUCAUGGUCUACUUGUUCCGUCAGGCAGGAUCCAUCACGUUUGGCAACGAAACGUUUCAGGUUCAGCCAGGGACGGUGAAGUUCAACAUAAAGGUACGUGGCCAAAAAAUGUUCGCGUACUAUGCUUUUUUAUGCGCUAUUUUCUAUAAAAAAAACACUGGGGUAAAGCAAAGAAUAUGUAUAGAUUUAGCCAGGGCUAAAAGCGAAGCUCUCAUUAAUAUACUUAUACUUUACUCAAACAAAAAAUAAAUAUCGAGCAAUGCUAAACGGCGAAGGCAACAAGAACUGCAAAAAAAAAAAAAAAAAAAAAAAAUCAGUAGUCUACUACAACAUGAAACAUUCUAGUUACACAUUUUAUGGCAAAAAAGUGUCGUACCAAAGAUUUUGUUGCUUGUGUUCCUGUUCGGUUUUUUUCACUGCCGCUGGUUUUUACCUUACUGGCUUCUUGCUCACCGCUAGCAUUUCUCAUUUUCUCACCGCUGAUAUAAAAUUUUCAUGUUGGUUUUCCAACAAAAUUCGUCUCUUUUGUCUUUUUAUCUCUCACUCUAGCUCUUUCUGUGUUAUCCACGUCAGUGUAAACAUUCAAACCAGGAGCUAAUCGGCUCCUGUUCAAACUUAGUCGAAAAAAGACUCGAUCUUGUUGUCGUGCUGUUGUUUUUUCUCUAUGAGGUGGCCACCCGAUUUCGCGCCAAAAACCCCGAGUUCCAUUUGGGUUGCCAUACCUGUCGAUUGCGUUAUUUUACAUUGGUAUGCCUGUGGUGCGGACGAAAGCGUGGACGGGUGGACAUACGGUCAUGUGACUACCAAAAUUUCUCGGAUGCAUAGAUAGACAAAUUUUUUUACCCACGGUGCUCCGCUGCGCGCGCGAGAGCUCCGCUAUCAAACAGUGGCCGAUCUAGGGUAGGAACCCGGUGGGGGCCAGCCUCGCUCCUUAUUAUUUUAUAGGCCCCCAGGGUCAAGAAAAUGACUUUUCAGGCCGGUAUCUCCUCUUGUCUUAGGAACUGGAUGAGCGCCCCCUCACCCCCCCACUUCACCACAACCACCACCACCACCACAACUAACUUAAAUAUCUGAAUCUGCCACUAUGAAACCAGUGCACAUGAUUAAUCUCAAGUCUCCCUGUUGGUAAAGGCACUCAGUUAUCAAUAAAUUAGACACCAUGCCAUGAAAAUUGGCUGCGACAGUUGAAAUAUAAUAAAAAUUUAAUAAAAUAAAAGUUUUCCAUAUGAUCACGAAAGCCAUUGCAACCACUAUAGCCAUGGGAGUAACGAACAAACAAACGUUGUCCCAUGAUACAAUGCAUAUCCACACUUUUCAAGGUACUCGAUUGGCCCUAGUUAUUUCUCAGGUAACCGAAAAUUAUGAACCUGUGAAUCAAGGCCCUCUUUAAUCCUUUAUCUCUUCGUAUUUUUCAUUUUAUAGAUUAGCGAGUGGGAUUUCUGUGAGAAUAAUACUCCGGGCUGCAACAGUGUAGGCCAAUUCCUGGAUCUCAGUAUGAGAGUCAAGAGCAAGGGAACUCCAUCUGAAGUAGACGACGACGACGACCGCAAAAAGGCUGUUUGUAAGGACGAUAAGGAUGAUGGAAAAGAUAAAGAUGAUAACGAUGAUGAUGAUGAUGAUGAUGAUGACGAUUGCCCUCAUCUAUAUGACAUGGGAGGGGACUCAGAAAUGCUGCUUAACAAAGGGGUAGGUUUGAAGGAUCCCAUAUCUUUGUAAGUCUUGUAAGCAUCAUGCAUACGUGAGGUGCUUUUUGCUUAAGGUCCAUCGCGAAACAUAAACGAGCAUAACUGCAAAAAGGAUCUACGAUCACUAAAAGCACUGCCAUUCCUGUUUAGAGAAUCUUUCAAUUGCAUCAAUCCAUGAUGUCGCCCACACUGACCUCCCUUUUGAAUCAUAUCCAAUUGUUUUAAAGUUCUAGUAAAUCACAUAGGCUAUGGGUUAAUGAAGAUGUAAAGGUCAUAUGAUAGCUACUUAGGAUGGUGUGUUUGGGACUCCAUUCUACUAGAUAAUCUCCCUGAUAGCAGGGCUAAAGUAAAAUUAUAUUUUAAAGGAUUCCUCCUCGAACGUCAACCUUUUUUGUAAGAAAGUAACUUAUUUUGAAGCUUCCUCUGCCAUUUGUUGUAUCUGUUUCAAUUUAUAUGGCACUUUCCGCCUCGUCUGAAAAGAAAGGAAGCCGUGGGUUAGAAGUGUAACAGCAAAAGAGGGCGGCCAAUUCCAAAUUCAAAGUGGAAAACCUUUAUCGUGGUAAUGAGUUUCAUUUGUAUGAGAAAGACAUCAUUUUUAAGUCAAUGGCUUCGCACUUUGCCUCGCUUUGAAACAGAGGCUUGGGGCAUCUCGAAAAUGGCCUAUUUCGAGUAUCUCUGUUUAACUUGUCACUUGUCAUUUUCCAGGUGGAGACCGAUGAUGGCAAUUACUCACCCAUGCCGCAAGGAUAUCCCAAAGUGGAGCGCGAUGGUGACGCGUCAAGAUUUGUUUUCCGCAUACCCAAAUUCAACAAAAAUGUUCUCUUGGAUCCAAGCGUGACACCAGGCGAAAAGAAAGUCAAAUCAGGAAGCGCUGCGUCGUGGUUGCAGGUCAACUUUGUCGUUGCUAUGUUGCUUCAACUGGUUGCGAUAUUUGCAGCUCAGUAACAUCACAAUACUGGAAUUAUAUUGACUCAAUAUUGAGAUUAAGGAUCACAUUGAAGACAAACUGCAAACGGCAAGAGACGUUCACGUGAUCAUCUUUUCCCGCCUUUUUACGCUUGCGGCUUAUAUUUUCCGUUUCCAACCUAACAUAUUAUAGAAACAGCGUUGUCAAACGAAAGUGAUAACUGUAUUUUAUAUCGUUGUCGGUUAUAUUGGAAAUCGUACGUUUAUCUCUGCCAUUUGCUGUUUGCUGUAAAGGUAAUACUUAACCUCUCUAAUAUCGCUAAUACACACCACAUAAAUAUUACAACAUUAAUAUAAUGGACAUUCCAGCUUCUAGUUCAAGAUGCAAGAGAGAAAUAUUUCGAGACGAAUCGUUUUAAGAACAACUGCACAUGUUAAAAGCAGUAAGACAAGAAAAUGACGUUUGUUUAGUGACAACACGCAGAGGUGUCAAAAUCAAGAGAAUUUGGCAGUUUUUUAGCGUGGCAUUAUUACCGAGACAAUUGAUAAGAAGCUUAAUUCAUGCUAAGCAUUUAACCCAAUAAAGAUCAAUGGAAUUAUAAGACUUGGA